GAUCCUGCGGUUAAAUAUCUGGGUCAGGGGUUUUCCAAAGAUGCUGUAGGUGAGGCUCUAAAAGUGUACAAGGAUGAUGAAAAAAAGGUCACAGAGUUCUGCAUUAACUACUCGAAGAUGAUCGAAAUGGGGUUUGCUUCACAAAGUAUCACGUCAUCCCUGGCGAUGUACGACAAUGACGUGAGGAGGGCACUUGCUCAUCUGAUUCAGGGAAACGGUACCUGAGUUUAUCGACUGUCAGUCUCUGAACUGUCGGAAUUGUCCGUCUGAACAAUGACGUCAGAAUUGUCAGUCUGAGUUCGUCAAUUGUCAGGCUGAGUUGGCAACUUGUCGGAGGUUGGUGGGGCUUCUGCUUCUCUCGUUAAACCUGCACCGUAGUUCUGUUGGUUGCCCGGGAUCAUGGUUGGUCCUCGGCAGAAAGAAGUGACAUCUGGUUUUCCUUCCGGCAAUGUACUGCCUCUGAACCAAUGGCCUGUUUCUCCAAUGUGGGCGAGAAGGUUUGUGUCGCUGGCGGGACUUCAAUUUUACAUAGCAGGUGUGGUCAUCCGGGCAGGACUACUU
Messenger RNA from Chara braunii, 561 nucleotides. The record is from the annotation of a GenBank genome assembly. NCBI's taxonomy places the organism in Eukaryota, Viridiplantae, Streptophyta, Charophyceae, Charales, Characeae.